CGCGGGCGCGGAGCUAUAAGGGCAGCGCGGCGCGGCGGGGCGCGCAGCAGCAACCAUGGGGAACCGUGUCACCCGCGACGACUUCGAGUGGGUCUACACGGAGCAGCCCCACACGCAGCGCAGGAAGGAGAUCCUGGCAAAGUAUCCAGAGAUCAAGACUCUGAUGGGACCAGAUCCACAUUUAAAGUGGAUUGUAUCUGGAAUGGUUUGCAUGCAGCUGCUGGCAUGCUACCUGGUGAAAGACUUAUCUUGGAAAUGGAUUUUCUUCUGGGCUUAUGCUUUUGGGGGUUGCAUCAACCACUCCCUGACCCUCGCCAUCCACGAUAUUUCCCACAACGUGGCCUUUGGGAACAAGCAGGCCAAGUGGAACCGCUGGUUUGCAGUCUUUGCCAACCUGCCCAUUGGCAUCCCCUACUCUGCCUCCUUCAAGAAGUACCACAUUGACCACCACCGCUACCUGGGAGGGGACAGCCUGGACGUGGACAUUCCCACGGACUUUGAGGGCUGGUUUUUCUGCACGCCGCUCCGCAAGCUGCUGUGGCUGUUCCUCCAGCCCCUGUUCUACAGCCUGAGACCGCUCUACGUCAACCCCAAAGCCAUCACACGCAUGGAGAUCCUUAAUGCUCUCGUCCAGUUUUCUACAGACCUCAUCAUUUACUACCUCUGGGGGCUCAAACCUGUUCUUUACUUAAUAGCAGGUACAAUUCUUUGCUUGGGUUUUCAUCCCAUUUCUGGGCACUUCAUAGCAGAACACUACAUGUUCCUAAAAGGGUAUGAGACGUACUCUUAUUAUGGACCUCUGAACUGGCUCACCUUCAAUGUAGGCUACCACAUGGAGCACCAUGACUUCCCCAGCAUUCCUGGAUGCAGGUUGCCCAUGGUGAAGAAGAUUGCAGCAGAGUAUUAUGAUAACCUCCCACAUCACCAGUCCUGGAUUCGAGUUCUGUGGGACUUUGUUUUUGAUGACACUCUUGGUCCCUAUUCAAGGGUUAAGAGACUGUGCAAGCUGGCAAAGGAAAGCUAACAGGGCAGCUCUGCCUGCUGCAGUGCUGUGUGUUUGUUCAUUCCCAUGACUCCUGUUUCCUGCAGAAAUAGAAGGAUCUCUGCAUGUGCUGAACUAAAGUUGGUGCAUGCUGCUUAUACAUAUGCACACCCAAGAGGAUGGGUGUAGAAAUGAAGCAAUUUUAGACAAGUGAUGUGUUUUAAUAAAGGAUGUUUGUAUAUAUAACCCUCAGAACUUAGAUUAGAGUGAACUACAAUUAGAUGAACCUUUGGUCUAGGCUACAAUUAACUUCCUGGGACAUGUGCCUAGGCCUAAGUUUUAGCUUUGUCUGUGGGGGAGAAUGUUUGUUGUGUGUUAUGUGUGAGCAUGUGUGUGUGUGUAGUUCAGGACUGGUUUCUCUUGAUGCCAGAUUGGAGUAGAUGCUCUGUGUGCACAGGACUGUGGAAGUGGAAGACUGGCAUGCAGAAGUAAAUGAUACUCUCUGGAGAACACAAGGGUGCUUUUAGCUCAAUGUCUUGUCUAAUCUAAUAUCUUCUGAUAAUUGCUAAUACUGGAAAUUUUAUAUAUGCAAUGAAAUAUGUUGAUAUUUUUAUACAUCUGUAACAUUAUUUUAGUAGCUGCUGUUUGAUCUUUAUUUCAGAGCUUUGUCUAAACAGUUUCUGAAUGAAUUUCCAUUCUUAGGAUCUAAUACUAUUGCUAAAUAACAGAUCUGAACUGUGGCAAGGAAAAAUCCUUCUUUAGUCUUCCACCUACUUCCUGAUCAGCAGCAUGGAUGUGCCUCUGGAGGAACUGGGUGGUCCUUUCUCACUCAGCUUUUCAACAGUAUUCAUAACUUCAUAUAUCUCUCCCUUUUCCCUAAUGUAUGUCCUCUGGGGAAAGGAGAGGUUCUAGUUUUAAUUUUUCCUUGCCAAGACUAUUAGCAUUCCUGGUCACCUUCCAUGGUCUCCUCUAUAUUAAACACCCUUCUGCAUGGGAUUUAGGAGUAGGUGUCAGUGAAGACAUGGAGGUAUCUUCAUGGUGGUAUUUAUUCCUAACUGCUUUCAGAAUAAUGGCAGAUUUUUUUUUCUCUGUCAUUCAAGGGGCACAACUUGACAUUUUGGAAGCACAUGAUACUCCAGCUAUUUAAAAUUGCCACUGGUGGUGUUAAGGGGAUGUACCUGGAACAUGCAGAUGGGGCAUUUCUCUCUAUCUCUUACUUGGUGCUACUGACAUUAACCUUCACCUCUCAUUUCUACCCACUGGCAUACCAAGCUCUUUCUGCCUGUCCUCUCCAGUUAUAAACUUCUGGCUAUCCUCAAUAAUUCUGUAUCAUCAAAAACCUUAAUCAACAUAACCUUUCUCCAAGCAGAACAGUAUCUUGGGAGUCAGGAAUUCAGAUGCCAUCUAGUAAAUUCCCUCUACCAUGGAAAGCUAGCGAAAUAUUUUUGUCCUUACAAAGUGAUUAAAAGAGAGAAAUUAUAUAUAUAUAAUUUCCCUGUAACCCUCUUAACAGUUUGGGUUUUUUCUUCUGGAAAUCUAUGGCUGUAACAAAGAAGAUUAUUGUGCAGCCUCAUUGGUCCCUCAGAGUAUGUGAUUAGACCUGGGAAGCCUCACUAAAUUUCCUCACUAAACACAAUUUUGUUCCUUCCUUCAGCAGCACUGGUUCCAGUGAGCCAGUCUGUCUGUUCACCAGACAGCUGAGCUAACCUGCAGCAAUUUGGGUUCCUCUUUCAUUUCCCCAUUCUCCAUUUUUCCCACCCAUGUGAUUUUGGCAGUUGGGUAAAUGAAUACCCAGGCUUGCUCAGCAGAUCAAGAUCAUUUGUAAUAGAGGGGCUGAGCACCAGUUUAUUCACCAAUACUGUUUUGUGCUUUUGGAUAAAAAGAGCAAGAAUGGGGCUUCUUCUAGCACUUCAGCCUUUACUGGUUCCUCUGUGAUGGACACACAUAAGACAUUAUAUCUUAAUUAUCAAAGCUGCUUCUCUCCCAGAGGAAGGGGUGUUGAUGUGAGAACUUCUUUUGUAUCAUGAUUACACGUUGUAUCAGUGCUCAUGUCAGGGAAUUUCUGUUUUUUAUUAAUUUACUUCAGAUUUGCUGGCACUCUUAUCAUGUAUUCAGCUUCCCAUGUCUUUAGCAGCUGUUCCUCAACUCUCUUGUCUAACUUAAUAAGUUAAUAUAAAAACCACAAUAAAGAUUAUGCUAUCUUCCUCAA
This is a messenger RNA of Oenanthe melanoleuca, 3191 nucleotides long. RefSeq names its product delta 4-desaturase, sphingolipid 2 (gene DEGS2). Lineage: Eukaryota; Metazoa; Chordata; Aves; Passeriformes; Muscicapidae. The transcript has 3 exons. The record is from RefSeq and is a predicted model, not a curated record. Gene Ontology annotation, cellular component: membrane. Gene Ontology annotation, molecular function: sphingolipid delta-4 desaturase activity. Bases 56 to 1024 code for a protein of 322 amino acids. Gene Ontology annotation, biological process: ceramide biosynthetic process; sphinganine metabolic process.